AUGCAGCUUGAUACUGGGAAAACCUCAGCUGGUCUUGUAGGGACAUUCAGGAAUAUCAUCAGGGAAGAAGGUGCAGGUCGCCUUUACCGAGGACUCGUGCCUCCCUUGAUGUUGGAGGCACCCAAGCGUGCUGUGAAAUUCGCUGCCAAUGAUUUCUGGGGAAAGACCUUCCUGGGUCUGUCUGGCGAAUCUAAGAUGACCCAAAGCAUAUCUAUCCUGACUGGUUGCAGCGCGGGAGCUACUGAAAGUUUCGUCGUCGUACCUUUCGAACUCGUAAAAAUCAAACUUCAGGACAAGAAAAGCACCUACAAAGGACCUAUUGAUGUUGUGAAGCAAGUCGUCCAGAAGAACGGAUUACUUGGCCUAUAUGUUGGAAUGGAAUCAACUUUCUGGAGGCACGUCUACUGGAACGGAGGAUACUUCGGAUCUAUCUAUCAAAUCAAAUCACUCCUUCCUAAGCCUCAGACUCAAAAGGCUGAACUCCUCAACAACUUCAUCUCCGGUGCAAUUGGUGGCUUCGCCGGAACCGUGCUCAAUACCCCUUUCGAUGUCGUCAAAUCUCGCAUUCAAGGAACUGAAAAGAUACCCGGCGUUGUGCCAAAAUAUAACUGGACAUACCCUGCUUUAGCUACAAUCGCUCGCGAGGAAGGAUUGGGAGCUUUGUACAAAGGAUUUAUACCCAAAGUUCUUCGGCUCGCCCCAGGAGGCGGUGUUCUACUCCUUGUUGUAGAGUUUACGUUGGGUAUCUUUAGGACCGCACUUGGCCCUCCAUACAUUUAA
Molecule: messenger RNA, 780 nt
Organism: Psilocybe cubensis
Lineage: Eukaryota; Fungi; Basidiomycota; Agaricomycetes; Agaricales; Agrocybaceae
Exons: 11
Coding region: 1-780 (259 amino acids)
Source: RefSeq, a predicted model, not a curated record